AUGGAUUGUAAGCUAGAGGAAGAAGUACUCACGUUCUUGAAGCUUUGGAAGGUUCAAAGUUGGAGAAACUUGAGAGGAAAUGAUGUUGUGUGCUGCCAAGGUGCUAAAGGAAUGAAAGGAAGGAGGCUACCCUUUAUAUAUAGGAGUAAGGGUGCUGCCCAAAACACGUUCAUCUUUCAGUUCACUGUUUCUAUUCUGAUUGCAACUCUUGGGGAUGACAAUUGGAUGCAUUAA
Lactuca virosa is the source of this 234-nucleotide messenger RNA. The record is from the annotation of a GenBank genome assembly. Lineage: Eukaryota; Viridiplantae; Streptophyta; Magnoliopsida; Asterales; Asteraceae.